This is a messenger RNA of Tricharina praecox, 366 nucleotides long. RefSeq lists its product as uncharacterized. The coding region runs from base 1 to 366 and encodes 121 amino acids. The record is from RefSeq and is a predicted model, not a curated record. NCBI's taxonomy places the organism in Eukaryota, Fungi, Ascomycota, Pezizomycetes, Pezizales, Pyronemataceae. The transcript has 3 exons.
AUGUCCGUUCCGAAUAUUACAAUUCCCGUCGGCGAUGUGGUGCAGAUAGUCCUUUCGGCCUGCACGCUGGCCGUGAUGAUCCUCAACCUGGCAUAUAAGAUUCUCUCGCAGUCGGCGCGGGCAAAGCCCACCGCCGACUUCGACGUCGAGAACGCCGUCGCGGGAAGCGCCGACGCCACCGACCGGAAAUUCCCGUCCAUCGGACGGCAGCUGACGCGUUACCUCCGCACGUACUCCGAGCUGCUGCUCGAUUUCCACCGGCACACCGUGGUCGACGGCGCUUACCGGCUGCGCCGCAGCCUAUCGGACGUGCUGCUUACUGGCGGUAAGGAGGCGGCUGCAGCUCCUCCUUGCCGCGCCGCUUAG